Messenger RNA from Sceloporus undulatus (fence lizard), 1284 nucleotides. RefSeq names its product bile acid receptor-like. The record is from RefSeq and is a predicted model, not a curated record. Gene Ontology annotation, molecular function: nuclear receptor activity; RNA polymerase II cis-regulatory region sequence-specific DNA binding; zinc ion binding. NCBI's taxonomy places the organism in Eukaryota, Metazoa, Chordata, Lepidosauria, Squamata, Phrynosomatidae. Gene Ontology annotation, biological process: bile acid signaling pathway; negative regulation of inflammatory response; negative regulation of transcription by RNA polymerase II.
AUGCCUAGCCAGGUUGAGGGCUCUGAGAACGAUGAGGCUGAGCUAGAGCCUCCACUGGGACCUGAGCCUGAAGCUGGAAUCCCUGCUCCUUGGAUUGCUGGUUGCCUGGUCUCCCUGGACUUUGUGACCUUGGAUUUACCUAUAUGUCUCAUCACUCUCUGGAACCCUCGACUUUGGAUCUCUGACAGCCCCAGAUAUUACUUGGGUCAGGCCCAUGGUUAUCAUGACAGACAUGAAAUCCUGAUAGGCUCUAGUGUAGUCUCUGCAUGGAUAUUGAAGUCCCCCAACACAACAAGCCAAGGGAACUCCAAUGCCACUGCAGAGACCAACUCUGUCAGCUCAGGAAGGGAGAGUGUUGUGCAGCAGGGUGGUGUCCUUCCAGAACCAAUGACUUCACUGGUGCAAGAUUCUGAUGUGUCAGCUUAUUCACAGUACAACCCUGUGCCCUUUACUCCAGCACAGCUUCCACUCUCUUCAUCACCUUGUUACUCUAGCCUUGGCUUCUAUUCCCAACAGCCUGAGGAAUGGUACUCCCCUAUCAUUUAUGAGUUCAGAAUGCCUUAUGAUAACUUCUACACCAAGGAGCCAGACCUGGAGAGCACGUCUGUGGUCAUGAAGUCUUGGAUAGGGAUUUCCUCAGGAAGAAUGAAAGGAGAAGAGUUGUGUGUUGUGUGUGGCAACAAGGCCUCUGGGUACCAUUAUAAUGGUGAGGGCUGCAAAGGAUUCUUCAGAAGUAUCACGAAAAAUGCUAUUAAAAUUAAAAUUAAAUUAAAAAAAAGAAAAAAAGAAAAAUGCUAUGUACUGUAUAAGCGGAACAAACUCCCUCAGAGUGACUGCAAGGAAGUAGGGCUGCUGGCUGAGUGUUUGUUAAAAGAAAUACAAUGCAAGUCAAAAAGGCUAAGAAAAAAUAUGUCACAGUCUCUAGAUCAGUCAGCUGGUGAAGAUAAUGAUGGCUCUGACCUGAAACAAGUAUAUUCUACAACCAAAUUCUACAAGGAGAAAGUAGAACUAACCCAAGAACAACAGAAUCUUCUUCACUAUAUCAUGGAGUCAUAUAAUAAACAACAGAUUCCUCCUGAAGCUUUUACAAGAGGAAUCAGGCUGACUAAGGCGUUAUCAUUUUUAUGGCCACUAGUCCAUGUACAGGUCCUUGUGGAAUUCACCAAAAGAUUACCCGGCUUUCAAACCUUGACCCAUAGGGAUCAGAUUGCAUUGUUAAAAGGUUCUGUGUUUCUCCAAUCAGCUGAGAUCUUCAACAAGAUACUCCCUAUCAGGCCAUGCUGA